AUGGCUGGAAUAGUGAGCAAGCGCCAGCAGGCGCGCAACGAAAAGGUCCUUCAAGAAUUAGUUCAGAAGGUUCCAGGAAAUAAUGUGUGCGCCGACUGUGCCGCAAGAAACCCAGCUUGGGCUUCAUGGAGCUUGGGCGUCUUCUUGUGUGUCAGAUGCGCAAGCCUCCACAGGAAGCUAGGAACCCACAUUUCCAAGGUCAAGUCCUUGAGUAUGGAUAGCUGGACAGUCGAGCAAGUCGAGAACAUGAAAAAGCUCGGCAAUGUUGCUUCGAAUAAGAUCUAUAACCCUCAGAAUAAAAAGCCUCCCAUCCCUGUAGACGUAGAUGAGGUUGACUCCGCCAUGGAAAGGUUCAUCCGAGCCAAAUACAUUUCUAACAGCCUCAGUGGAGGCAAUAAGAAGGGCGGCAUCUCGGCUAGCAUUUCCAUCGAGGAAACACCACCACCCCUUCCCCCCAAGGGCAAGUUCGGUCUCCGAUCCGCCUCGUCACUGUUCCCCCUCUCAUCCAAGUCGAAGAAACAAGUUCCUUCUCCGGAUGUCCUAUCCCCCACAAGAGAGCAUUAUCGGAGACCUCCUUCUCCGCGUCUGGUGAACAAGCCGUCGCAGGUAUUUGGUGCCACGAUCGAGUACGAAACGGGGGAUACAGAGCAUAAGUUGGGCAGACUACGUGACAUGGGUUUCAUGGACAAUUCGCGCAACGCUAUGAUUUUGAAGGGCGUUCACGGCAAUCUCGAAAAGGCCAUCGAAACUUUGAUUCGCCUCGGAGAAGGCGGCUCGCGAUCACCCUCCUUGGCAUCCCCUCGAGAAAGCUCCCUUCGCGCCACUCGAUCUUUGACACCCCUCUCCCCGAAUCCCGUUGCAACGACGAACGGCCGAGUCGCCCCUGCGACACCUCCUGCCGCGUCUACGAACCCUUUCGACAUGCUCACUCCACAGCCGCAAACUGCGCAGUCGACCGGAACUCUGCAGAAUAGGAACGCCAAUCUUGCGUCGACAAACCCGUUCGGUCACCCCACGAACCAGCUAGAUCCCUUCAGCCAGGCAUUCCAGAACAUGUCCCUCGCAGCACCACAGCAACCCUUAUUUCCCAACCACACUGGCGGGAUUCCUCCCCAGCCCGCACAAGUUGGUUACAACCAGCAAGCUUCCAUGCUGGCCCCCGCACCCGCACCCGCACCCGCACCCGCACCUAUAGCUUUCAAUAACAAUCAAACCUAUCCUCAACUUCAGCCGCUCCAGAUUCAGCAGAUCUAUCCUCAACAAACCGGUCUCUCGCCCGCAUCGGCCCAGUCCACACCAGGCCUCCCAUACAACUACAACCCUUUCUUCUCGGACCAAGCGCAAGUGCAGGCCCAAACACAGGCACAAGCACAGGCACAGGCACAGGCACAGGCACAGAUGGCAUCACAGCAACCUCUGGCUGUCAACACCAUGAUCACGCCUGGUUUUGGAAGUAACCCUUUUACGCGGUCGCCGACCCGCAUUCAAUCUCCAACUCUCAGCCAGAUCCCUGAACGGUCGCAGUAUGUCACGACCCCGUCACAACCGACGAAUCCUUUCUUUUCCCAGGCACAAUACCCGCAAGCGUCGCCUGCUAUGCAGCCAACACAGGCAUACGGUCAGAAGCCAGACAAGGCCUCCAUUCUUGCCCUAUAUAACUAUCCACAGCUCGCCCCACAACCCAUAGCGGUAGCACCGCAAGAACAGCAACCAGUGCCGGCUGCAGCGGUCUAUGCCACCCGUCCUGCUGGCCUUGACCCGCAACAACCGCGGAGUGUCUCCACACCUCUCCCAGGCAACAAGAACCCAUUUGCUCUGAGCAAUGGAACAACAUCGCCUUCCGCAGCAUCUCCUUUGCCAACCAAUGACAUCUUUUCCAAUGGCCUCGGCCCUGGGAGUCGCGAGAGCAUCGCUCUUGGCAUGGACAUGGCAAGUUGGUCCAAGAGCGGACGUCACAGCCCAGAUGCUUUUGCUAGCCUAAGCGCGAGACACGCAUUGGACCUGGUGUCGAGGGUGGAUAUUGAGACGACCAUGGCCACGGUGUAA
Scedosporium apiospermum is the source of this 2046-nucleotide messenger RNA. RefSeq names its product UBA/TS-N domain-containing protein. Gene Ontology annotation, biological process: endoplasmic reticulum to Golgi vesicle-mediated transport; intra-Golgi vesicle-mediated transport; endocytosis. The transcript has 5 exons. Gene Ontology annotation, molecular function: GTPase activator activity; protein binding. Bases 1 to 2046 code for a protein of 681 amino acids. NCBI's taxonomy places the organism in Eukaryota, Fungi, Ascomycota, Sordariomycetes, Microascales, Microascaceae. The record is from RefSeq and is a predicted model, not a curated record. Gene Ontology annotation, cellular component: Golgi apparatus.